AUGAUCAUCGGCAGGUUGCUGUGCCUGUGCUGCAUCGCCACCUGGUAUCCCGAAAAGUUCGACCUUCGUCGAUUCUAUACGUGGGGAGCCGAUCUGAUGGAAGAUAACCUCCACUUUUACACUAUCCGGGGGGGGGACAGCAUAAUGGACAUCAAUAUGACGGUCCCGGCUCUGCUGCUGAGCAGGCCAUUCAAGUGGAUCGCAACAGCCUUUUUUCUCGCAGGUAGGAUGAACUACUGCCGUGCUAUUUCUACGCGUUGGGCCACCUUUCAGGCUUCGGCUUUUGGGUCCAUUUCGAGAAGCAAAUGAAUGACGUGUCCCCCAGCACGCUUCUAUCGAAGGAAGCGGGCAUCAUCAGUGGGCUUCGUGGAAUUAGCGUGAACCACUCUCGUGUCGCGUCUCUCUCUGUUGUGCUCUUUUUUCUGGUUUGUGAAGCAAUGUUGGGGAUCGGUCUGACGAUCAUCUCAUUGGUCGCCGAGCAUUUGUGGCUAAGAUUCGAGUGCGGACCCGAAGCAGACAGGAACGAGCUCGAGGACCUGGACAUCUAGGCAGUCGGACAGCCGGACAGUCGCCCUGGAGUCUGUGUCUCUCUGGAGGCGAGAUAGAUAAGCACUUUAAAAGGCCUCUACCGCUCCAUGUAUCUAUCGAGAGCUUAGACAGAGAGACCGGUCUUCAUACGCAAUGGGUGCAUGUAUGUGCUGAGGCGGUCUUUGUUUGUGCGUCAGUCUGUCUGUCUUCCCCCUAAAUCGACUCCUACUCUGCAAGGAAGUGUGUCAGGGACAGUGGAAAGGGACGGCCGCUUUGACAAUGAAGAAAUACAGCAGCCGCAGCGAAUGGUAUUGGCCGCCUGCAGCUCGCUUUCCGCCAGGGACCGAUCGUAGCAGAAUCCUCGACAGAGUCAAGAAGGAGCUGGGGCGCAUUCCUGAAU
Molecule: messenger RNA, 928 nt
Organism: Vitrella brassicaformis
Lineage: Eukaryota; Vitrellaceae
Source: the annotation of a GenBank genome assembly